AAAGUCAUACCUGGGUGUUGCAAGCAGUGCUCAACUAAUUGUUUUUCUUUCUUUCUAUCUUUCUUUUUCUUUAUCUAACCUUACUUUCCACUACAGCACUCACUGCAUUGUCUGCAAGAAAUGCAUUCUCUAGUUUCAGAUGUAAUUAUUCAUAACACUAUCCCCAGCCAAGGCCUUGAUGGAAGCUGUUCAUGUUCAUUUUAGUGUUACAGGUCGAUUAAACUGCCGAGUUUGCAACAAGGUGGUCUUCUCCCGCCUGGACAAACACCUGGCGGACCUCCACCAACUUCCUCCAGAUCGAGACCCUCCCUGUGAUGAGGACCUCAACACUGGGACCCCGCCCACACCCACGUCACCCGCUUCACAGCGAGACCCUCCCAGUGAUGAGGACAUGGCCUCCAUGGAGCUGGAGGAAUCCGACUCAGAGGAACCUGAAGUGGGGCGCCCACUGAAACGUCGAGGGAUGAAGAGGAAGCUAUCGUUUUCUGGGGCGGUGGUGGAAAAAAGCGGGGUUAUUACAGGCCCAAAGCCGCCCGCCACAAAGUUUCAAAGACAAAGGAAGAUGAACUUCGAGACCAACCACUCAGAGGUCCGCAGGAGUCUGAGUGAAUUCAUGUGCCACGACGUCCACACGCAGGAGCGCUUUUAUGCGCUCCAAAAGACAUUACCACGGGCCAAGCAGAUGAGGGACCUCUUCGUCUGCUUGUCGUGCUGGCUCCAUGAGGACGAGGCUAAGGCCCUCUGUGGCCCAAUUUUUGGCCAGAAAGGUGAAGGAGAGAGUGGGGAUUUCUCCCCGAAAGAGCAGGAGGAGGGCAGUCAUUAUCCUGAAAAAACUAACCGUUGA
Messenger RNA from Gadus morhua (Atlantic cod), 844 nucleotides. RefSeq lists its product as uncharacterized. The transcript has 4 exons. The record is from RefSeq and is a predicted model, not a curated record. NCBI's taxonomy places the organism in Eukaryota, Metazoa, Chordata, Actinopteri, Gadiformes, Gadidae. Bases 179 to 844 code for a protein of 221 amino acids.